Fundulus heteroclitus (mummichog) is the source of this 3821-nucleotide messenger RNA. RefSeq names its product histone deacetylase 8 (gene hdac8). NCBI's taxonomy places the organism in Eukaryota, Metazoa, Chordata, Actinopteri, Cyprinodontiformes, Fundulidae. Bases 96 to 1226 code for a protein of 376 amino acids. The record is from RefSeq and is a predicted model, not a curated record. The transcript is spliced from 11 exons. Gene Ontology annotation, molecular function: histone deacetylase activity.
CCAGAGACCAAAGCCUUUUCGCAUCUUUUAGCUAAUUAUUGGCUUCUAACAACAAACAGCCAUAGGUUGUUUUUAAAUAACUUGGCGUGAGUCCAAUGAGUGGCAGAGAGCGCAGCGAUGGGAGCAGCAAGCGGAGAGUGGCGUACAUCUACAGCCCGGAGUACAUCGAGACUUGCGACACUUUAUCCAAAGUCCCAAACCGGGCGAGUAUGGUCCACUCCCUGAUAGAAGCUUACGGGCUGCUUCAGCACAUGAGCGUUGUGAAACCUCGAGCGGCCACCAUGGAGGAGAUGGCCAUGUUCCACACCGACUCCUACCUGCAGCACCUGCACAAGAUCAGCCAGGACGGAGACAACGACGACCCUCAGUCAGCCGACUUCGGCCUGGGCUACGAUUGUCCCGUGGUGGAGGGCAUAUUUGACUACGCAGCAGCUGUAGGGGGCGCUACUCUGACAGCAGCCGAGUGUCUGCUGGACCAGAAAUGUGAAGUGGCCAUUAACUGGGCGGGAGGCUGGCACCAUGCUAAAAAGGAUGAGGCUUCGGGGUUCUGCUACAUAAACGACGCCGUGCUGGGAAUCCUCAAGCUGAGGGAGAAAUACGAGCGAGUGCUCUACGUGGAUGUGGACCUGCAUCACGGAGACGGUGUGGAAGAGGCCUUCAGCUUCACGUCCAAGGUCAUGACGGUUUCUCUGCACAAGUUUUCUCCUGGCUUCUUUCCCGGUACUGGUGACCUCCGUGACACCGGGUUAGGCAAAGGCCGCUGGUACGCUGUGAACGUCCCGCUGGAGGACGGCAUCCAGGACGACAGAUACUUCCAGGUCUUUACCAGCGUGAUGCAGGAGGUGCGCUCGCAGUUCAACCCGGAGGCCGUGCUGAUGCAGCUGGGCGCCGACACCAUGGCGGGCGACCCCAUGUGCUCCUUCAACAUGACCCCGGUGGGGGUGGCCCAGUGUCUGCAGCACGUCCUGCAGUGGCAGCUACCUGCGCUGCUGCUGGGAGGAGGAGGGUACAACAUGGCGAACACGGCCCGCUGUUGGACGUUCCUGACAGCGUCGGUCCUGGGAAAGACGCUGUCCUCCGAGAUACCCGACCACGAGUUUUUCACCGAGUAUGGACCAGACUACUCGCUGGAGAUCAGUCCGAGCUGUAGACCCGACCGCAACGACAGCAAGCACCUGGAGCGGGUCAUCAGCACCAUCAAAGGGAAUUUAAAGAAUGUGGUUUAGGACCUGGCAGGCUCAGCCUCCUCCACACACACAUACACACACACACACCAUCUUUCCGAACCAGGUCUACGCUCGGCAGCUCUAAUGAAGACAAUAUGGAGUGGACUCAGCCCCGAGGCACGGAUUGAGUGAACAAGGCAGCAGAGAAGAGAACAAGACAGUUUUGGAAAACAUUAGUUGAGUGUUUCCAGGGGAGAACAGUUUUAAUAAGGGAUGGGGGUUUAUGUGGUCUCUAUACAAUGUUCACUGUUUUUAAUUCCUUGUGUUUGAAAAAAAAACGUAUGUGGGUUUGUGCGAAUGAGAGUUUACGGUAUGUCCUUUGUAGUUCAGUAAAGCUGGAUGACAGCGCCGCAACCCCCCCGAGCGCUCGGCAUCAAGGGAGGCAUCAGUCGGACAUUAAGUGGAAAAGCAGAUUUUUUUCAGGGCUCCGGUUUCAUGGCCCUGCCCCGGUCCCGCCGCGCCAUUUCAGCCUCUUGUGGACAGAUGAGCGCUAAAACAGACAAAACAUUCAAGGUCCUCCAAGGCCCUGUUAAACUCUUGUUUCUAAACGGGUCUGGGUCCGGUUAAAAAGUCUCUGGGAUGUCUCGAGAAGCUCGUAGUCUACAAAUUGGUAGUCUAGAAAAGUUCGGGGAAAAAGGGGCCGUUACACUUGCUUCCAGCUGUUGGCAGACGCCAGAAACAUUUGGACCUCUGGGAUUUUAAAUGAAGAAGAUGAAGUGAAAGAUAAAGACUAAAGUCUCAGGAUCGACAGCUAGCCAAGAUUACCUUGUCUUUGAGAGCAACCUCUCAACCUUGGUGACAGAUCUGGUUGAAGUCGGUCCAGGAGCCUUGCUCCUUGGAAGGAUUGGAAAGACUAGAACUGUAAAUAUUUACCAACAGAGACAAGCAUGAGCGUAUAGGCGGUGUAACAUUUCACAUUCACUGUGCCCAGAGUCUGACAUACCAGAACUGUGGAACUACAUGUUCGCUGAGAGUUUGAAGUGGAGCUUUGAGCCAGCUGAUUGGAAGUGUUCCCUAGCUUUAGUUGCGAUGUGUCGGGUCUUCUGCGGAUUCUUUUAUCGGGGCAUUAGCAGCGCCCAGUAUUGUCAGUCUGGGUCGUUUUCCCUCCGCCACUGGUCAACGUCGUCAGGGAGAACCAUUAAUACAGGAGAGGCUUUUUCCGCGUCCGUGCAACCCCUGAUGGUUGUAAGAGGCAAAGAUCCACAGCCCGCUCUGUCAGGACAUGGUCAAAGCAUAUCUGUGGGUGUUUUAGGGUGUCCAGAGAUGCCCGCGAAAGCCCAUCAGAUUGGUGGAGGAGACUCUUUGACGCGUUCUUUAAGCAUUCCUUAAACAUAUGUUGUUCGGGUAUUGGUCAUUAUAGACCAAACCUCUUUUUGGCCAUUUCGCUUUCUCAUAACCAAAGAUCACUCGGCACAAAAAAAAACAGCUACGUCUUGGAGGGGGUGAAUGUCCCUGCAACUAAUAUCUGGUUAUGUAAUUGAAAUCCUCCACAUUUCUCAACUUCUCCUCAUUCAGCACUCUGUCUUUUUAGAGUCUGAGGCCCUUGGGCAAAGAUAGGAAGUUUUUUUGUAACUUUUUUUUUUAGAUAUAGUUGACAAACUAAACUCAACAUGUCUGGGAAGCAGCCGAUUGAAGGCUUGCGACCCGAGCAGAUAGCCAGAGUAAUAGACCGGCUGUUAUCAGUUUUUAAUGCUCCCAGUGAUGAUGUAUAAAGAGCAGACGUGGCAGAUCUUCUGCGCAUGAAGCCCUUGACAAACUACUACUAGACUCUCCUCUUUUUAAGAGCUGAGGCCGUGGCAACAAUAUUUUUUGAAAAUGGGGGUGUUUACGCCUCCGCAACACUUGCAGAGUUUACACUUUAUUAAGUAGGACAUUCUUAGCCAUGCCGUCAUACUGUCACUGUCAAUAGUUUCACCAUCUGCUCGUGCGGCAAACAUAUUAAGGCGUUUUUCAUUGGGAGCCCGAGAGACAGUGACCAUGAUGUAUUUAUUUUCCAAAGUGGAGGAAAAAGUGUCCUUUUAAAAAGUGUUUUCAGAGAAGAGCAGCUGGAAGCUAAUAGGAGCGUUGAUGCCAAUGCUCCCUUCCCCUUUAUAGCAGGACUGAUGCUUCUGUAGCACCUCUGACAGGAUUCUGCGUUUUUUAAGAUUUGUUGUCAAUUGUUUUGCUUUAUUGUGCAAAUAAAUAAAGUACUGACUUUACGAACAGACCAAUGCAUUUAGUUGGAUGGAGGCCACGAGUUAAAAGGCGUUGCUCUGUUGAUAGACUUGGGUUCGUAGUAUUUUAAGUGCUGCUGGAGUCUUCACCUCACCAGGGUUUUUAAAUUCAAACUGUGUGUUCUGAGUUUCAAAGCUUGCGCCUCUCAUCUUGUCUUGCUGGACGUUUGGGGGUUAAUUGAGGUACUGAGUUACAGAGCCUUUCUUGUCCAACCUGCUGAGGGGUCACAAUGUUAUGGUUGAUUGAUGUCUUGAAAUAGACAUUUGAAUGGAUUCUUAAAAUACUAAAAUGUUUUUUUUUUUAUUAUUAUUAUUAUUGUUGUUAUUUCCAUGUUUGAAUUUCAAAAGACAAUUUAAGAGAAUAAAGUUUUGCACCACCGUG